Molecule: messenger RNA, 864 nt
Organism: Cladocopium goreaui
Lineage: Eukaryota; Dinophyceae; Suessiales; Symbiodiniaceae
Source: the annotation of a GenBank genome assembly
AUGUACGAAGGAUCUAUACUUGAUUCGUACUACGUCCCAGUCGACAGCACUUGGAGAUCACACUGGUUCGUCCUUGGAGAUACUGUUGCGCCUUCUCUACAAGGGACUUCACCGGCGAAUUCUGCGAAGGAUGUACCGCUGAACGUGACCGUACAGUUCAAGUUUACAGAGAGCAUCUCCUUUGGCCCGGCUGCAAGUGAGUUGUUCUUCUUGACCUCACUGGGUGGCUAUGGACUGUCUGGCCCUGAAGAUCAAGUGCUGGCCAUUUUCUCUGGCCGGUCACCACGAGUCCAACUUCAGGGCAAUACACUGGCUAUACAAAUGGAUGGUUUGUUGACCUAUGACGUUUUCUAUUCCGUCAGCAUCGCAAGCACUGCAGUUCAAGAUGGGACCGGCAACCUGUUUGCGGGUUUGACAUCUGGCAUUUACGCAUUCCGCACAGUCGCAGAGAAGAGUUACAAAGUCUUGGAGGAACCUGGCAAAAACUUGUCGAUUGCUGCCAUCUUCACCAUCGCAUUCGCUUCAAUACUUAUUGUCUCUGUGUUCGUAGUGGCUGGCCUUGCAUUCUGGCAGAGACGGCACUCGCGAAGCAUUUCACCCAUACAGCCAGAGGAAAUUCAGGAGACAACGGAGCCACAAGAAGGUCACGAUGGUUUUCAGACCAUGAAGGAGCUUCAGAAUUUGAAGUCUUGGCAUGGUGCUGAGAAUUUCGAAACACUAUUUGAAGAGCUCCGAAUGAUUCGGAAGGAGGACGACAAGACCGUGGCUUACCAGCCUCCCUUGGACGAUAGCUACUAUGCAACCCGCAAGCAUCAAAGAACCGAUUUUGAGAGCUCCACGCUGGAGUUUUGUCAAGAUUGUUAA